Molecule: messenger RNA, 2225 nt
Organism: Glycine soja
Lineage: Eukaryota; Viridiplantae; Streptophyta; Magnoliopsida; Fabales; Fabaceae
Product: protein IQ-DOMAIN 14-like
Exons: 4
Coding region: 545-1987 (480 amino acids)
Molecular function (GO): protein binding
Source: RefSeq, a predicted model, not a curated record
UGUGGCAAGUGGCUUAUACGGGGAGCUUCCUCUUUGCUUUAUUUCACACAACCAGGUACCAACAAGUUGGUCUAAGUAGUCCUGAAUUUGGUCCCCUUAAGCAAAAUCUUGGCUUCGAGUGGGACGGAAAAAAUGUGGUUGGGAGAGGAGAAUUCCAAUAAAAGUGACCAGCCAGGUUCCCAACAUAGAUUAGUCAUCCGCAAAAUCGGUGGAUAUUUUGUACCAAUAACAUGGUUACCAAAUAAAAAAAAAAAUUUACACUACCAGGCCUUGUUACUACAUGGCAUAGAGAGAGACCCCCAAAAGUAACAUAUUCUCAAAGAUGGUGGAUAAUAUUUAGUACGGAAAAGAUGUGAUGAGACAGUGAGUUUAGGCUGUCAAAUAGCGUUAUCUAUUUUUAAUAAGGGGGGCCAUAGUGUUGAAAGCAACUUAACAAAUGUAGACAUGAAGAGAUCUACAUACAAAUCAUUUUCUGUUACUUUCUUUUAAGUUGUUGCUACUUGCUAGUAUCCAAUAUUAGCUUACUAGGUGGUGUUUGAAAGAGAUGGGGAAGACAGGCAAAUGGCUUAGAAACUUGUUGACAACAGGUAAGAAAGACAAGGAAAAGGAGAAAUCUACAAUCAAGCUGAAUUCUUCUUCAAAUGGAACAGAAAACUCAACCACUCCAACUUCCUCAACCCCAAAGGAGAAAAAGAGAUGGAGUUUUAGAAGAUCAUCAGCCUCAGCCACUGCCACUACUGCCACAACCACACCAACAACAACUUCCAAGGAAUUGAAUUUUGUAGAAACAAAUGUGACUGCUUCACAGACAGUGCAAACUGACACUGAUAUUCAGAAUGAGCAGAGGAAGCAUGUCAUGGCUGUGGCUGCAGCCACUGCAGCAGCAGCUGAUGCUGCAGUGGCAGCUGCUCAGGCUGUAGCUGCUGUGAUCCGUUUGACUUCUACUUCCAAUGCAACAUCCAAAAGUAUUGAAGAGGCUGCUGCCAUUAAAAUCCAAUCUGCCUUUCGCUCUCACUUGGCAAAAAAAGCAUUGUGUGCUCUAAGAGGAUUAGUGAAGUUGCAGGCACUAGUAAGGGGUCACUUGGUGAGAAAACAGGCCAAGGCAACACUGAGAUGCAUGCAGGCUUUGGUGACAGCACAAGCCAGAGCUCGUGCUCAGAGGAUCCAAAUGGGGUCAGAAGGAAAGGCCAAUCAAAAGCACAGAAAUGCUGCCGAAGAUGAUUUGCUCAGGCAUAUAUAUAAUGAAAUGGACAGAGGCUUGGAAGACAACAUCAAGAUUGUAGAGAUGGAUGUUUGUGAAUCAAAAGUUAACUCCAGAAGCAGCAGUGUGUAUCAUCAUGGACAUCAAGAACAAUAUGACAAUAGAUUUUCCACACAUUAUUCAACAAAUGGUUCCUACACAAAAGAAGAAAAGUACAAGGUAUCACCGGCUCCAUCAGCAUUGACAGAGUCGAGUCCAAGAGCCUGCAGUGGUCAUUUUGAUGACUGUUUCAGCACAGCACAAAGCAGCCCUCACCCUCAGUUCUACUCUGCAGUGUCAAGAUCAGAAGAUUCAAAGCACCCUUUUGCUUUCCAUAGGCCAGCUUAUGCAGAAUCCAUGUCCUAUGACUACCCUUUGUUUCCAAAUUACAUGGCUAACACCGAAUCAUCAAGGGCUAAAGUCAGGUCACACAGUGCACCAAAACAAAGACCGGAUUCAUUCGAGAGGCAACCAAGCCGGCGAAGAGCUUCAGUUGAGGGAAGAAAUGUCCCAAGGCCAAUGAGGAUGCAGAGAUCAUCUUCACAUGUGGGUGCCACUGUCCAUAACUACCAUUAUCCUUGGUCAAUAAAGCUCGAUAGAUCCGCAGUUUCACUCAAAGAUAUCACGUGGAGAUGGGUACUGACUACUGAGAGUGCACCUUGUGCUACACCAAAUAGUAGCCACUUUGCAAGAACACCAAAAUCUAGAGUUGAGAAUUUCAGUUUGCUGAGUUUUUCUCCUUUUUAGAUUUCAAAACAAAAUAAUAACUCUGCUUUUACAAUAUAGAGUUGUUGCCAGGGAUUUAUUAAAGUCCAAUGAUUGUAGAGUUUCUUCUUCUAUUCGUUGUCUGCCAUGUUUGUGGAUUGCUUUGUAAUAAAAACACUGUAACGGCUUUUGGUCUGUAUAAAUUUUACCAAGUGAGAUAUUACCAAUGGGAGUAAUGAUGCUCGUAAUAACAAUUCAUAAAGGCCGUCGAAUGCUAAUA